Molecule: messenger RNA, 6762 nt
Organism: Effrenium voratum
Lineage: Eukaryota; Dinophyceae; Suessiales; Symbiodiniaceae
Source: the annotation of a GenBank genome assembly
UCUCUUAUCUAAGAGGGCAUCUUCGGGCCCAGCUUAUGCCAUGGCACGCAAGGAGGACCCAGAGAGAGAUGCUCCACAAGCACUUGACUUGUCCAGCGGCCGCUUUACCCGCGAGCCACGCUUCGAGUGCCUCAAGGUGCUGCUCGUGUCGGGCCAGCCCCUGGUCACUGAAGACCUGGCGGAGGUCUUGAGACGGGCGCCCAACCUGUGGAAGCUUGAUGCCAGCUACUGCGGCUUGAAUGCUUUGCCAGAGGGCCCUGAGCUUUGGCAAAGGAUGCUGAACAUGAAGAGCCUGUUGCUGCACGUGAAUCACCUGGCCAAGUGGCAAGAUGUGGAGCUUGCAGCUUCACCUCCAAAUUUGGAGUGGUUGUCCAUGUACGGCAAUCCCAUCACCUCCCAGCCAGAGUACCAGUCGCACGUGCUGGGCAUCGCGUCCUCCCUGGUGGCGCUGGACCUGCGGGUGUUGACGGACCAAGAGCACAGCCGCCGCGCGGCAACCGCGCCCGGCAGCUUCCGGCGCUUUGCGGCCAACUCGGAGGCCAGCUCCUUCCUCUUCCGCGCCAAGCCGUGUGCUGAUCCCCUGCCGCCCCAGGAAUUGCUGCAGGAGGCCGCUGACGAGCUUAGGCAGCUCUACGUAAAAUCAGCCUACUGCAGUGCAGCUUUCGCCAUCCAGGGAUGCUGGAGGGUCUACAAGGCCCGCUCAGUGAAAGUGCGCCUCUCACAAACUCGGCAGAGGAGUGCCAUCAUGCUCCAAAAAUGCGCACGGAAGUUUCUUUGGAAGCGACAAAUGCAGACGUACGUUCAAAACUUCUUGGCAGAGGAAGAAGGGCUCGACCUGCUGCUCAACGCCAAGGAGAUGCUCACGCUCCGCGCCUCCAAGCUCAUUGAGUCUUCAGUGCGUCGCUGGGUGCGGCGCCGCAAGGAGCGUCGGACCGUACGCCAGGCAGCCACAGUCAUUGCCCGGAAUGUCAAGGGUUACCUGACCCGCUGCAAGCUCCUCCGAAAGUUUCUGGAGCUGGACGAGUACAGGCGCAUCUACUUCCCAGCGUCCUUCACGUGGGAAGCCAUUGUGCUUCUGAACGUGGCUCGGGCUGCGUGCGACAUGCCACCCCUGCCGAGGGAGCACCGCUUCGAGGCCGCGGAUGUCAUGGCCAUUCGGUUAGUGGACUCCAGCGAGAUGCCGCGCAUGAAGUCGGAGGUCUCCCGCUUGCUGGCCUUCAGGAACUUCAGCUUGCUGAGGCCGUGCCACUCUGGUCGAUAUCCCAGCCAUCUUUGGGAUGGGCCUUUUCAUCGCCUGGUGGCGGGCGGUGCUUCGGAAAGGAUUUGCCAGGCCUAUCAGAAGGUCCGCCGGCGCGCAGCAAACGUGGACAACAUUUGCCGCAAGGUCUUUCUGGCUUCCUGCGCGUGCGGACCACACCCCAUCCAGGGUGCCCCGUACGAGGAAGGUCCUUUUGUGGUGCGCCAGCCACGCGCGUCGCGGGGCGGCCCGGACUUCCGGGAGCUCUACCACUUCGACAAGCUCUUGGGCGAGGGAGACUUCGGAAUUGUCUACACCUGCGAGGUCCGUCCUGGUCCAGCUUGGGACGAGGAGAUGCGGGAGCCGCCGAGCGUGGAUGAAGACAUAGAUUCCGGCGACCAGGAGUCCCCGAACCUGGUGCAGCUUCUGGCGGAGCGGCGACGCCAGCAGCGCGUGGAGCGCCGUCAGCGAGAGCAGCGCACUGUUGACCAAACCACACCCGACGUCCCCGCUUCCGGACUGGUGGUGAAGUUGGUAGAUCACGGGACGAGCUGGUGGGGCAAUUUGGCCGCCUCCUCCUUGCACGAGUCGCAGCGCUGCCAGUCCUGGCUGCUACUAUCUCAGGAGGUGAAGAAGCUCUCGCAGCUGAGCCAUCCGAAUCUGAUCAAGACGCACACCGUUUUCGUUGACGACUACUUUGUGUACUUUGUGAUCUCCAGGUUCACGUGCAGCUUGCGCAUCGCGGUGCUCGCUGCUGGAAAGUUCUCGCGUCGGGGUCUGCCGGUGCCGGUGGCGGCAGAUGUGGCCGUCCAGCUUCUGUCACCGCUGGCAUACCUCCAUGCCCAUCGUGUCGUGCACCGCGGCAUAACUCCGGACAACCUGGUGGUCAACACGCCAGACUUGCUGAGAGAGAGUUUCCAGCUUGUCAUUGCGGACCUGUACUCCACAGCUCGCACUUUCGAGGCCGGCGCCUUCCUAGGGGAGGUCAUCGGGUCCCCCGAGUACUGGGCGCCGGAGGUGGCUGAGUGCGAGUACAGCUGCGCCGCCGAUGUGUGGGCGGCUGGGGUCGUCUUGUGGUUUGCGCAGACCAAGCGGCUUCCCUUCAACAGUCUGCACAGUGUGCUGACCCGAGAUGUGGAACCCAAUGUGCGCAUCUCCCAUGAGGUGUUCGAGUCGAUGGCAUGCAUGCUUUGUAGGGAGGUGCCGAAGCGGGUGACUGCCGAGGAGGCUCUGCGUGAUGACUGGCUGCGGGAAAGCCUGCAGGGCCCCAGCGUGUCGCAGAGCCGCCGUGGCGCGGUGACUCCUGCCGGCUACGCGGGCGGCAAAGUAUUGCAGGAAACAGAUGACAGGGACAGCGACGAAGAGUCGGACCCUCCCAGCGGGGCAUCCAGCGUGGUAUUUCCUACUCGCGAGAUAAAUCCGAUCCCUGAGCGCAAUGCCUCUAAGAAGAGGCUGCUGCGCCGCAAGAGCAUCACGGAUUUGCGGCAGCUGUCAAACAAGCAGCGGGAGGAGCCAUCCAACUGGGGGAGGCCGACCCGUGCGGCACGCCGGCUGCCGGAGAAGAAGCGGCGAGCGGACGAGCGCUUUGCCAUGGGCGAGAAGGUAACGGUGAGCUUCGAAGCCGCCAUCCAGAGGUGCCAGGACUCUGCCGGCGGCUCUCUACAGCCCUUUGUGUCCUAUGAGUGGUGGAGUGAGGAACGCUGCCGCAGGCUCGGCCUGGAGAUGAACGACGUGCCCCUGGCUUCGUGGUGGCAGCCACGCCCGGAGGGGCUUUCCUACGUUUGUCCUGCUUCUGCCGAUGACCUGGGCAAGAUUUUAGAAGAAAUUGCACCAGACAUGCUACGUGCUUCGCGGACCAGUUCCCCCGCCCAGAACUGGGACGACGUCCUUCUAAGCCCAUACUACUUCAAAGGGACUUCAGCUCUCACGGACAAGCUCUUCAAGCAGUUGAGGGAUGGACGUUGCCGGCUUUGCGUGGAGAACGGCCGCCUGUGCAGAGUGGUGGAUCUCUUGGUCCUGCGUGUCAAGUCAGCCAGUGGCAAGUACCUGGUCGGGGGCGAGCGCAUGUUCAGCUCCAUGGAGAGCCGAGAGGAAGCCAUUGCCAAGAUGCGAGAUCUGGAGGAGAGCGACUCCGACGAGCAAGGGACCCUGGUGGGCAGCGCCAGGAUCACUGCUGCUCAAGUCAUGGUAUUGAACCUCGAAGAGCAGCGAGCAAAGCCCAAGAAAGAAGUGCAGGAGGAGAACCCCUUGGAGAUGCGGCGAUACUGGCGCUUCCCCACGGUAGAGCGGCCACUAGGUGGCCUGGGAGUUGGGCGAUGCGGGGGAUUGGACGAGCUGCGCCAGGCGCUGGACGCGCUGAUCGCGGAGCAACUGCGGGCAAAGCCGGAGGCGCUGCGAGUCUUCGACUCUGCAGCUUCCGUGGAGGUUGCUUGCGAGCAGUCCGAGUCCGUGGAAUUCCCAGGCAUCCUGGAUUUGCGGCGGCGCCACUACUUUGAUGCGCUGGUGAACGAAGAUGCAGGUCGCUCGAAGCUGUCGCAGAUUGGCAUCCCGGGGGAAAAGCCCUUCCGCACCUCGUUCCUGCCGGCAGAAGAUAUUCAGUGGUGCUGGGCGGAGGAGAGCGAAUGCGAGAAGCUGGGCGUGCAGGUGCACGUGGAGCCUAUCCAGGAUGACCCAGUUCUCUGGAACUUCCGAGCAAUUCCAGCCAAGCAGCUCCGGGGCAAACCGCUGGAAGAGCUGCUGGCGAAGUACGGCUUCCUGCGCUCCAAUGCCGCAGUCUCUGAGAAGCCGCUGCGCACCGUAGCCCGCUUCGCUGGAGAAGUGGCUCGCGGCCAACUUCGACUUUGGGAGAGGAAGUCCGCAAGAGACAGAAGGCCGUCUCAGCUCUCCCCCGGCUUCAGCCGGGAUGGCGGGGAGCUGCUGCUCUUGGAGGAGGUCCUCAUGCUGCGUGUACGCAGCGCCAAGGGCAACUUCCUGGUGAGCGCUCGCCAGUUCAUCGAAGGUGAAGCCAACAAGUGGAAUCUCUUCGGCACGAGGACGGCCACCGACAGCUGCUUUUUUCCGGAGGUGAAGUUGAAGAAUGGAGAGGAUCCAGUGGUGGCGACUCACCGCACCAUCAGGGAGCAUUUGCAUCUCUCGCAGGCGAUGCCCACCUGCAUCCACUUUGGCCAGAGGAAGCUUGAGGAGCAGAGAGCGCAGCAAAAGGGCCUCGCCAAACUCAUUGUUCGACAGGUGGUGGAUGUGCAGCUAGGUGAGCCGGAUGUCGGGAUGUUGUGCUGCUUGAUGAUGCCAGGGAUGGAGAAAGAGGCGGAGGCCUUGGGAGUUUACCUUCAGCGGCUCAGACCCCGCGGGGACGAGGAGGAGGUGGCUGUGGAUGCCAUGAUGCAGGAGCUGGUGGAAGGGGCGGACUGCCCCGUGGCACAAGCCGUGCAGAGCGAAGCUGACAGCCCGCCCGCGCGCGAGGCGCAGCUGGCGGCCCAGGUGGCCGAGAAAGACCCGACACUCAUGCGCUUCCUGCACGAGGCCUGGCGCCUCGGUAGCCGGCCACGCAAGGAGGAUGGGAAGCCCAUCGCGCAGCAUGAUCCGGCCACUGGCAAGAAGAUCUACCGUGAUGCUACUUGGCUGUCCCAGCCACUUGUGAGCUGCUGCUGCGAGACCCCUCGCUUGGCAGAGCGGUUCAUCCUUUUCAUGCUGCACUUUGCGGGCACAGGCGGCGAUGCGCCACUCGUGCGGCCGGUGCCCUUCUUGCCGGAGCGCUUUGUAAAACAGGCGGCGGCGGCGCUGUGCGUGCAGGCUGCCUGGAGGGCGCACCGGGAGCGUUGCUCCCUCAGCUGCAACCUUCGCACCGCUGCCACGCUCCGCCGCUGUGCACUCUGCAUCCAGCGGUGCUGGCGCUGGUCGCUGCUGAAGCGCCGCCUCGAGCUGCUGCAGGGCGCCGCCCGCGCGGCCCGCCGCGUGCGAGGUGUGAGCCUCUACAUUGAGGAGCGUUUGCUCAUUGCUUUAAACCUCAUCAAUAGUGUGAAUCGCUAUCCACCUUUGCUUUGCGAGAGCAGCCAUUGCUUUGCUGCAAAUACGGAGGAUGAGAUCGUCCUGGUUGUCCAUCCGCCAAAGCAUUCCUCUUGGAAGCGGGUAAAGGAGCCGAAGGAGGCCAAGGCGGCACGCCGCGCGGCCAUGGGCCUGCCGCACUGGCUGUGUGAGGCCAUCGGUGGCCAGCGCAGCACCUCCGCCGAGCAGCAGCAACCACUGAGCACUAGCUCUGGGGUGCCGGGGCUCUACGGCUUGCUGCUGCAGGGCAUCGCGGAGCCGAGGGAGAGCGAUUUCAUCACGGUGCCCAUGCCCUCGCUGGAGCAUCAAGCACGUCUGAAGCCAAAUGGCUUGCAAACGUCCGGCGAGGUCAACGAUCCAGCGCUUUUGGCGAGCCGCGGGGUGCUUCGCUGGGCGGAGCUUCGCUUCAAGAGCGUGGAGCAGGCAAGGCGCCGCGCUGCCAUCCUUUUCCUGUGCAGUUGGAGCGCUCUGCACCGGGAGGCUGUACCUAUCGUGCCAAAGUCCAUGAUCCAGAACACGGAGGUGGGUGCUGCGGUGCUCCGCUUUUGGAAGGUUUACGGACUUACUUGGGCCGUGGGUGAGAAGACCUCUACGUACAAGCUCAGGAACCUUGCCAUGAAGCACUUGAACACCGUAUCCCUGAAUGGUCGAGAAUCCUGGUCCUUCGUCAUGAGGCAAGAGUGGCUCGGCAUGGACCGAACUGGGCCCUUGCUCUCGGAGAAGACGAUCACCGUCAAGGAGGCUUUCGCUGGCAACAAAUGGGGCGUGAGCUCCAGCGGCCUCACAGGCUCAGGCAGCCCGGUACCUUUGCGCGGCGCCAAGGGCAGGGGCAUGCUGCCACCGCUGCCGCCCACGCGGCCAGGGUCCGAGGCAUCAGCGAGGACUCCCAGAAACAGCUCUGGCGCAACCUCCCCAACCAGCUGGCAUGGAGGCUCGCCCCGAACCUCACCGCGAGUGUCUCCGGCCUCGCCCCGAGCCAGCCACGAGCUACGGCGGAUCUGGGGCGACCUGGGCGAAGCUUUCAGGAGGACACCUCCUGUGCCGCCCUGGUCACCUGCGCCUCAGAGCGCGCGCCGGAAGGCCGCAAGCCCAUCUCUGACUCCUCGGACUCGGUGAUUCCUGUGCACUGCGAUAGACUCGUUAAAGAAUGACUAGUCGACAUGUGCUUACAUGCGCUUACAUGUACUUACGUGCACCAAGUACUUGCCUUGGAACUUACUUCCGAAUUCCUGGGCGAAAUUCGGACUGCGCGCUCAGCGAAGCGGACGUUUGUCGAGACCGCGCGGUUUGGCAUGCUAGUCUCAAGGGGGCUGUCCAGCCCGAAACCUCGGCAAAGCCAGAGCCUUGGGGAAAAGGUCGUGCCUCGUUUGGCGCUUUCGGAGUUUUAAACCAAGCCGGGCACCCCUCCCGUCACAAAAACCAAGGCAAAGGCUCCAGCUUGAGCUUCUUCGCAGGCUCAAGUCUAUAAGCCGAUGUCUUCCAGG